This is a messenger RNA of Nannospalax galili (Upper Galilee mountains blind mole rat), 4837 nucleotides long. RefSeq names its product DEAD-box helicase 31 (gene Ddx31). Gene Ontology annotation, biological process: ribosome biogenesis. The transcript is spliced from 20 exons. The record is from RefSeq and is a predicted model, not a curated record. NCBI's taxonomy places the organism in Eukaryota, Metazoa, Chordata, Mammalia, Rodentia, Spalacidae. Gene Ontology annotation, cellular component: nucleus. Bases 58 to 2271 code for a protein of 737 amino acids. Gene Ontology annotation, molecular function: nucleic acid binding; ATP binding.
CGGCCUGGGAGUCCUUGCGUGCCCCCUCGUGCUGCUCCCGCUCCCGGCGGACUCCGCAUGGCUGCCGCCUGCGGCUCGCUCCCUGAUGGGCCUCGCAGGACCUGCUCCGGGCGGCCGCACGCACAGGCGUGGACGCAAGCAAAGGCUACCAAGAGAAAGCACCCAGUGUCCGGUGAGGCUCCACCAGCCAAACGGAGGCAUGGAGCAUCCUCUCUCUCAGCCAAGAAAACCAGUAGCAAAGAGACUCAGAGGACGUAUAAAGGGAGCGCACACAAAACGCUUUCUCCGAAGAAAUUUUUGGAUGGUCCAGGCAGUGGAAAGCGAGAGGAGAAACCAUGCAUCAAAACUUCAUCGCUGUUCAAAAACAACCCUGAGAUCCCAGAACUCCACAGACCUGUGGUGAAGCAGGCGAGGGAACAAGUGUUCGCUCCAGAGGCGUUCCAUGAGCUGGGCCUCCACCCGCAUCUAAUUUCUACUAUAAAUACAGUGUUGAGACUGUCCAGCAUGACCAGCGUUCAGAAGCAGAGCAUCCCGGUGCUGCUGGAAGGCAGAGAUGCCCUUGUGCGGUCCCAGACAGGCUCAGGUAAAACUCUGGCCUACUGCAUCCCUGUGGUCCAGUCUCUUCAAGGACUGAAGUCAAAAAUACAGCGCGGUGACGGCCCCUACGCUCUGGUUCUAGUGCCAACUAGAGAGUUGGCCCUACAGAGCUUUGACACUGUCCAGAAACUGCUUAAGCCAUUCACCUGGAUUGUACCUGGAGUGCUGAUGGGCGGAGAGAAGAGGAAGUCUGAGAAGGCCAGACUCCGCAAAGGAAUAAAUAUCCUUAUCUCAACUCCCGGACGUCUAGUGGAUCAUAUAAAAUCCACAAAGAACAUUCACUUUGGCCGGAUCCAGUGGCUGGUUUUGGAUGAAGCAGACAGGAUCUUGGACUUGGGUUUCGAGAAGGACAUCACGGUGAUCUUGAAUGCUGUAAAUGCCGAGUGUCAGAAACGGCAGAACGUCCUGCUGUCGGCGACACUCACAGAAGGUGUAACACGGCUGGCUGACAUCAGUUUGCACAAUCCAGUCAGUAUAUCUGUCCUGGAUGAAAGCUGUGACCAACCCAACCCUAAGGAAACUGCUUCUCCACAAACUGGCACCUGGCUGGACAGCUUUGCCAUACCAGAGAGCCUCGACCAGCAUGUGACGUUGGUGCCCAGCAAGCUGCGCUUGGUCUGCCUUGCAGCAUUCAUCCUGCAGAAGUGCAAGUUUGAGAAGGGCCAGAAGAUGAUCGUCUUUUUCUCCAGUUGCGAGCUGGUGGAGUUCCACUACAGCCUCUUCCUCCAUACCCUGCUGAGUCACUCCAGGGUCCCCACUUCAGAGCAGCCACCAUCUGCCUCCUUGCCAUUGAAAUUCCUACGGCUGCAUGGCAACCUGGAACAGGAGGAAAGAACAGCUGUGUUUCAGGAAUUCUCCCAGUCCAGAACAGGCGUCCUGCUCUGCACGGAUGUUGCAGCUCGAGGCUUAGAUCUCCCGCAAGUCACGUGGAUUGUUCAGUACAAUGCUCCAUCUUCACCUGCUGAAUACAUCCACCGGAUUGGAAGAACUGCUCGGAUUGGCUGCCGUGGGAGCAGCCUGCUCAUUUUGGCUCCUUCGGAGGCAGAAUAUGUCAACUCGUUGGCUUCUCACAAAAUCAACAUUUCUGAAAUCAAGAUGGAAGAUAUUUUGUCUGUCCUGACAAGGGAUGAUUGUUUUAAAAGGAGGAAGGGGGCAGCCCAGAAAUCCCAUGCUGUUGGCCCCCAGGAAAUACGUGAGCGAGCCACAGUCUUGCAGACAGUGUUUGAAGAUUAUGUGCACUCCAGUGAGAAGACAGUCUCCUGGGCGAAGAAAGCUCUGCAGUCUUUCAUCCGAGCCUAUGCCACCUACCCCAGAGAGCUGAAGCCCAUCUUCCAUGUCCGAUACCUCCACCUUGGGCACAUAGCUAAGAGCUUCGGGCUAAGAGAUGCUCCCAGAAAUCUCGGUGUCUCAGCUGUGAAGAGGAGGAAGGCACACGUGAAAAGGCCUGACCCUUGGAAGAAGACCCCGGGUAAGCACCGCCUUGCAGUCGGCGAACUCCUGCGCUCAGAAUACUCAAGUGGGCUGGAGGCUGGAGGUGCCAAGGGCGGAAAGCGAGGCAGACAACAGCCAGCGCCCAGCAAACAGAGGCCAUGGGAGAGACGAAGCUGCUCCCAGCACCAAGACGACCCAGGAAGGCCGACCCAGGGGCCCCAAGCUUCUUGGAAAGGUUUUUAAACCUCUGCAGGACUGGAUCCAGGUGGAUCCAAGAUUAAGAGGCUCAGUGGGUCUGGAUUGAUGAUCUCAUCAGUGAAGCUUCUGGAAAGAACUGUUUUGACACCUCCCCAAAUACAGGCUCACAGGAAUUACAGAUCCUCUCUCCUGUCAGAGCAAGAGCCCUGACAGAGACCAGCACGCAGGUGCCAUUGACUAGCCUUCCUUUGAGAAAGGAGAAUUGCAUCUGCUCCAUCAGGGACAGUCACCCACCAAUCAGGGUCUCUAACCAGAUUAUACACAGGGACAAUGUCUUGUGCAUCAGCCUGGAAGGUUUGGCUUUUGGCAAGCCUGCCAGCCGCAGCGGACUGCCCGUGUAUUGGCACGAGUGUAGUAAGAUGGGAUGUUAGAAACGAACUGGACUCAUGCAAAAGGAGAAAAAGCGUUUGUCAGAGAGCUAUUUUCUUAAUGUCCGAAUGUUAUGAAGGACCAAGAAAGGUUUCUGGUCUGGGUCAAAAAUCCCAACGUGUGUAUGUGUGUGCUCGUGCAUGUGGUGGUGGCGGGUUGCUGCUUUUCUUCAGUAAACAGGGACAUGGCAUGGCAUCAGUGUGCUUUGCCACCCCUUUCAUGUCCGCAGAAAAUCCGCUUUUUCAGGGCUAAUUGAUUUACUGUUGCCUUUUUAUUAUUUGCCUUUGAAGUCAAAACGCACCAGAGCCUGAGCUUUUUUUCCCAUCGCAGCCUGUCUUGUCUUGAAGAAAGGUCCGGGGUCUUUGUGUUGUGACCUAGACCCAGAAGCACCCACCCCCACCAUUGUGUUUCUGGGAGGUUUGAAAGCGGACCCCUGGAGCGUAUUGAUUUCCCAAUAAAUGUAAGAUUUGGACAUCACAGAGGGGCCCACAAGAGAGGGUUAAAGUGCAGCCCAGUCUGUCCCUGCACUGUUCUGUUCCCUGCUUUCCUCUGUGUGCCAGGCCCACCUUGGCUCUCCAAGGUGGCCCUGGGGCAAGUACCACAACGUACUUUGUUAGGCCCGCCCCAGAUGCAUGUGACUGACAGCCAGAAGGAUGGGAGGUGGAGGGGCCCAGGCUGUCUCAGGGAAGCAUGGCACUUGAACACCUACACUAGGAAGAGAUCUGUGCAGAGGGUGGGUUGUCUAGAGGCACUGUUGUGAAAUCUGGAUCAUUUAAACCUGCAGCAUGUGUGAAACUGGACAAAGCUGCCCUUUUGAUUUAUAAUAGCUCACAUGGUUUUGGUGGGAAAGAAGGGAUCAAAUUAUGUAGCUGUGUGAGACAGGAUUAGUGCUGGAAUGGCCGUGUAGAAAGCCUUGUGCUCUUCCCCGAGCUGAAGGUCCAGUUGUAGCACUCUGUUCCUGGGGAAGAAGUGCUAGAGCUUGCUGAAGUGUAAGCAACCUUAAUUCUAAGAUUAAAGCUUAGACACGUGCAAUGUGCUAACUUUUAAGUGAGGGUAUCUUGCCAGAGAUGCUGUGUGUGGCUCUGCUGCUGAGUAAAAUGAAUAUAUUACCCAGUUAGUAAGGAAACAGGGAACUUAGCAGAUCUAGAGUUGAUAUUACCUAAAUUUAAACAACCUUAAAAUAAACCUCUCAUGGAUCUUGACAGCUUGUACAUUGAGUGUCAGUCAGGCACAGUGGUAGCCAAACUCCAGCGUACGUUUCUAAUUUUGUAUUUUUAAUCAUACCUUUUCUAAUUUUGCGGACUUACUAUUUUUUAUGACAUCAUCCUGGUUGCCAAAUUGAAGUCUCAGAAAAUUUAGACAUUGACUGGAAUGUUCUGGCCUAGAGCUUUGUCCCCCGUGGGAAUGGUUUUUGGAAUCCAGAGCCUUCCAGCUGCUCUCUGUGAAGAGUCGGGGUCUCGAGCCUGGAAGGGCAGAAAGUCCUCUGUAGGCGCCCCCUGCAUCUCCACUCCCACAGAUGCCAGGGCCUGGCGUAGCCCAGACAAGAACAUUUUGGAUAGCCAGUGUGCUGCUUUGAAAUGUUUACUCCCAGGGGUGAAAGGGAAGAGAAAAGUAAAUGUCCACCCUGCACUUCACAGCCAGCAGAAGCCAUCAAAAUCCAACCACCACUCCCAGACACAGAAACUUAAGGCUUUUCCUGGGAGAAGUCUCCCUGAUGGGAAAAAUAUGCUUAACUGGUCUUGCUAAAGUUACUGGGUAACCAUUAAACUUUCUCAAUCCCCUCCACCAUGGGAAAAAUUGAGAGCCGAGCUGUGGGAGUGGUGGGGCCCCCUUGAAAAGGCAGCUCAGGUCUCUGAAGUCUUGCAGCUGAGGGCCAGCUGGAGGAAGAACAAACCGUUUCUUGGAUGUCUUUGACCCCACCCUGUGGAGUCCAGAUUUUGAAGGGGAAUGGGUAGAUGGGAGAGCCUCCAUUGUUUGGUCUGCUGGGGGUCCAUGGUCAUUCUUUUUCUUUUUUUUCUCUGUUUUAAAUGAGCUCACCCAGCCCCAGGGUUAGGAACAGAAAAACCAAUUUAGCCUUCUAAAUGGAUGGGAAGCCCACCUCACUGCAGAGGUUGUGAAGUUAUUAUUACAGAUGGGAUGUGCAGGACAAUUUAAAAUAUUGUAAUUAUAAACUUGUAGGGAA